AUGUGUGGCUGGAUUGUGUUGCUACUGUGGGUGGGGCUUGUUGACUUGUCCGUCACACAACAGACCGACGCCCUGACCUGGCUCAACUACCUGCGCAACCGGGCCAAUGGCGGCAGCUACACUCAAAACCAUGGCAACCACUACAUUUCCGCCGAGGCAGAAAAUGAGCUGGUGGAGGUGGAGUGCCCCCUGGAGUGCGACUGCCCCUCCACCUACCCCUACGCCAUGUACUGCCACAGCCGCAACCUCCAGCACGUACCCUUCGUGCCCUCUCGGAUGAAGUACGUGUACCUGCAGAACAACCGCAUCAGGGGCAUCACAGACGGCGUCUUCGACAACGCCACCGGCCUGGUGUGGAUCAUUCUCCACAUGAACCAGCUCUGCUCGGAUCAGAUCAGCGACAAGAUCUUCGCCAAACUGCCCAAGCUGGAGCGCCUGUUCCUCCACCACAACCAGCUGGAGCGCCUCCCCACGGGACUCCCUCGCUCACUGAGGGACCUGCGUGCCAACCACAACGCCAUCUCUUCCGUAUCAGCCACCGCCCUGCGAGGCUUAGAUCGCCUGGCAGAGCUGCGUCUCCACACCAACACCAUUGAGGACCUGGGCAGCGCCCUUGAGCCCUUGCAGUCGCUCACCAUCCUGGACCUGCGCGGCAACCGGCUGACGAAGGUGCCUGAGAACCUGCCCCCGCGGCUGAGCCAGCUGUACCUGGAGCACAACCUCAUCUCCAUGCUGCCCGCUGGCUUCCUGAGGGAACGACCCGAGCUGCGCUUCGUGCGCCUGGCACACAAUCACCUCACGGACGACGGCAUCCCCCCGGACACGUUCAAUGUCACCACGCUGCUGGAGCUGGACCUGUCGCACAACAGGCUGGAGAAGAUUCCUACCAUGAGCACACGCCUUCAAAACCUCUACCUCCAAGCCAACCGCAUCAAAGAGUUUUCAGUCAGCAGUUUCUGCCGGGUAGUGGACAUGGCCAACUACUCCAACCUGCGGGUCCUGCGACUGGAGGCCAACAAGAUCAGCCCCCAUGAUGUGUCCCCCAAGGCUCUGCUCUGUCUGCGCAAAGCCACCACUAUCUACCUGUAGGCCAGAGCAAGGAGCACCUGGCCAACAUCUGCCCCACUUACCUGCCCAAGGCAAAUGGAACAUGCAAAUUCAAGCUAAUCUCUUGCUUUGUCAAGAGCAAAAAGAUACCAAGUUAUGCUGACUGGCAUUGUUAAUAUUGGGUUAUCAAUGUGGUGUCUCAGUUCUCAUAAAGUGGACGUUCAUGUAAGGUAUAAAUCUACUCACUGUGAAAUAGCACAUUAUGGAGAAAAUACUCCAGUAAAUAGAUGCAAGUAGUAACAAAUAGGUAAUCUUAGUAUCUAAUAAAUUAAGAUUUUAUACCUAUGGACAUAUGUAAUUAGUAAUACAAUUGUAUGCUCAAUGUAACAAAAGUUAGUCUGCAGAACUAUAAUAGUUUUAGAAUGUUUGU
Electrophorus electricus (electric eel) is the source of this 1477-nucleotide messenger RNA. RefSeq names its product fibromodulin b (gene fmodb). Gene Ontology annotation, molecular function: protein binding. NCBI's taxonomy places the organism in Eukaryota, Metazoa, Chordata, Actinopteri, Gymnotiformes, Gymnotidae. The record is from RefSeq and is a predicted model, not a curated record.